AUGGCUCCACCAGGGACCUUUCGGAAAACCAUUUCAGACCCCUUAGUUGUCUUGCCACACCAGGAGGAGCAGGACCAUAACAGGCUAGCUAAGAUUCGUCGUAAGGUUUUAAAAGGACAUUCAGACGCCGUGACCUCUUGUCAUUUGUGUUUUGACGAUACAAAAAUUAUUUCAGGCUCUUAUGACAGUACAGUGAAACUCUGGGACAUUUCUCAAAGGGCCCCAAUUCAGACCUUUCUGGAAGAGCAUUCAGGACCCAUUUCAGAAUGCUGCCUGAGUCCAGAUAACAGAAGGUUGAUAACAGUGUCAUACGACAAAACACUGAAAACCUGGGAUAUAGAAACCGGAAAAGUGCUUUGGUCUGUGGAGCAGGAUAACGUCCUAACGUCGUGUGAUGUUUCUCAUGAUGGUAAAUACAUCGUCUGUGGUUCGGACAUAGAGAAUGCUAUAUGCCUUGUCGAUGCAGAAAAUGCUGAACAGGUGGCGUACGUCAGAGAGCACCACAGAAGUACAGUGAGAAGAUGCCGUUUUGAUCCUUACAACCAGCGGAUAGCUACAGUGUCAUCUGACAUGUCUAUAAAAUUCUGGGAUAUCCUAGCCCAGUCCACCACAAUCACAGUUGAAAAGGCACAUACCAAUGCAAUUUCAGACUGCUGUUUCUCCUUGGACGGCCAUUAUUUGUGCACAGCAGGCUGGGAUGAAGUCUUAAAAUUAUGGGAUGUCAGAACAGGGGAGUUUCGUUCUCACGGACCCAUCGUUUUGGAGCAAGGUCAUCUAGGUAUCAUUGGCUGCUGCAUUUUCAGUAAAGACGCGUCACUUCUGGUAUCGGGCGGUUUUGACAAAACCGUAGUUGUCUGGGAUUCUACACAAGCCUAUAAAAAGAUAAGUUUAAAGGGUCAUGACCACUGGGUAACAGAUGUUGCAAUUAGUAGCAACAAGAAGCUGAUCGUAACUUCGUCAAAGGAUUCCACUUUGAGGUUAUGGGACAUUGAAAACGCAAACGACGUCCCUGUGGUAAUACAUGCCAUAAAGGCAAGAGGCUCAAAGAUAGCCAAGUGUGAAGAAUGUGAGAAGCCUUUCUUAAUAUUCCAGGAGAAGGAAGAGAAAGUGGAAACUAGAUGUCUUUUCUGUCGACUGAAAGCUUACAAGAGUGUUUUACCAGUUCCUCCUUCCCUGCCUGCUGAUCUCUAAAAGAAUAAAUGAUAAAGGGUUUGCACUAUGUGGCAGUUUAAACAACACUUAUGUUCAGAACAUGAUUGUAAGGACAUAUUUGCCUGUAUGUCUAAAACUCAGUAUUUUAAAUAAGAUUUCUUCAUUUGAAAAUACAACAAAUGCAAACACUUUUCUGCCCAACUGUACAACAAAUGUUUCUCUAGUCACAUUAUUGUGGGAUCCCUGUAGAACUGGGUCAUCUGUUAUGCCCUAUAAAUGCAGAAGCCAUGAAAUAAAAAUGACUGUUACAAAUGCUGUCACACAACUAUGUACUGUGGGGCUUUCUAUCAAGCAUGGUUGAAAAAGUCACACUGGUGAUGGAGGGGGAAAAUGUCAUGUGAAUCUAUACUAAUUUAGCAUGCAAUACAUGAAUUUCUUCUGACAGUGUUAGCUCAGCGUAUACUUCAGCUGAAACCCGAAUCAAGUUAUUCCUCUGUAUUUACAUAUGUGCGUAAGAGGCAGACAGAAUAGUCUGCAAAGUAAUCUGUCACAUAUGUCAGCUUUUUGAUUGGAAACAGGAAGCUCCACAUUGGACUGGUUUAGAGUUUCUUUCUCCAUCACUUCAUAACUCUGAAUGUUGUGGGGCGUAUUCAUUUGUUGCCAAAAACUUCCCUUGUAAAUGAUUUUACAGGUCUUCCCAUCUGUAACAAUAAAUGUUGACAGCAAGGAAAUUUUUCACAGUACAAAGAAGUUAAGAAGAAUUGGUUAUUCUGAAUACCAAUAUGGAUUCUGCCUGUUUU
Sphaerodactylus townsendi is the source of this 1952-nucleotide messenger RNA. It is a transcript of the gene WDR88, whose product is annotated as WD repeat domain 88. Gene Ontology annotation, molecular function: protein binding. The transcript is spliced from 11 exons. Bases 1 to 1191 code for a protein of 396 amino acids. The record is from RefSeq and is a predicted model, not a curated record. NCBI's taxonomy places the organism in Eukaryota, Metazoa, Chordata, Lepidosauria, Squamata, Sphaerodactylidae.